AUGGAAGAUACUCGAUUUGAUUCAUCUCGCAAACGACCACGACCAGUUGUUUCUUGUUUAAGAUGUCGUGAAAAGAAGUUGAAAUGCGACCGACUUUUACCAUGUCAAAAUUGUACCAAGAUACCAGGUGGCUCAGCUGAAUGUACUUAUAAUCACGACCCUACGAAAUUCAUUCCAAAAUCACGAACAACUUCAACAACUUCACCAGGAAAUCGUACACCACCUGAUCUUAAGAUUAUAUCAAAUAUAGGAAAUGAAGUAAAUAUCAUCCAGGGUAACGGUGGAGGUGGAGUUGUGGAGGAACUUCAAUCUCGUGUUGCAAGGCUUGAAGAUCUACUUCAAGUCUCUGGAAGGUUAUCAAACAUUCAAAGAUCACCAUCACAACCACCGAAAACGUACAAAGUAUCGAAACGUCCGAAUGUUCCUACUAGUUCGAUACCAGGACUCUGUACUCUGGUUGUGAAAGGAUCGAGGAGUAGAUACCAUGGUCAGAAUGAUCGAAUUACCUUAUUAAAUCAAUUUCCCGAGGCAAAAGAUUUCAUAAACAAGAGUGCAAGCAGUAAUGUUUCCAUCAUCAAUCUUGCUAAAGAUGUUCAAUAUCUACAACAAAAGUCUCAAGGUCACCUUAAUAUGCGAAAGGAGACAUCGAGUCAAGAAUGUGCUGCAAUUAUUUCAAAACUUCGAGAAUUUCUUCCCGGAAAACUUGUUUGUGAUAGGCUAUUGAAAAUUUACACAGAUAAUUUUGAAAAUAGUUCAAGGAUUCUUCAUCUACCCUCCUUCCUUCGUCUGUACUCGCAUUUUUGGACAUCACCCGACGACACGUUGUUUCAAUCAUCAUCAUUCUUACCUCAAUUGACAACCAUACUAGCGAUUUGUUACAAGUUUCUUGAUGGCAAUUCAGGAUUUGAUGAUGAUCAGAAAACAUAUCUGGAAAUGGCAUCACUUGAGCUUGUCACGGCUUGGAUUGACACACUCAGUAGGAAGCAGGCAAUUGAUAUAUCAACGUUGCAAACCGAAACACUGCUACUACUUGCGCGACAAUUACAACUUCUCUCCCCAGAUAAGUUAUGGUGCGCCACUGGUGCUUUGGUUCGGUCUGCUAUGGUGAUGGGACUUCACCUAAGGCCGUCGGAAUUCAAGAAGAUUUCACCGUUUCAUGCCGAGCUAAGACGAAGGAUUUGGAUAACCAUUGUUCAAAUGGAUCUACAAGCAUCUACUGCCGCCAGCAUGCCCAGUAUCGUUCCUGAUAUAGAUUACAAUCAACUGGCUCCAUCAAAUUUAAAUGAUGCGGAUUUUGACGAAUCUACAACUCAACUUCCUACUUCGAAACCUCUAUAUGAAUGGACCGACUCCCUUGCACAAGUCACAUUAGCUAUGUCGCUUGCACAGCAGCUUAAGGUUGUGUCACUGAUUAGAGACAUUAGUCCUGGCAUGGAUCUAUCAGAAGUUGUUCGAGAAGGGAGAAAAUUGGAGGAAAUCCUACGACGUGUGCCAGCACCACUCAGACUAGACGGAACACUUCAACGUUCUCCUUCACAUCUUUUGGAUUGCGUCUUAUUGGACAUAUAUCUGAGGAGACCGUUUCUCAAUCUUUAUCGGUUACUUCUAUGGGAAGAGCGACAAGACGAUCCUUCAUACAGAGAGAUGCAACAACUUUGUUUGGAAUCAUCAGUCACCAUUCUUUCUUAUCAGGAUUAUUUUGAUCCCUCAGUCGCGGAUUUGGAUUUAUUGAGUACAAACUUAUAUUGGACAAUGUUCCAAAUUUGUUGCAAGAAUGACGUUUUAGCCGCUGUCUUGAGUGUCUGUCAAUACAUCAAGACCUCAACAUCAACGUCUCAAAGUACAGAGUCCAGUCCCGGAUUCAUACAAAAUCAAUAUCCAACAUCUCUGCCAAGUCCUCCAGCAUCAAAUACGCAUUUUUCGAAAGCAAGGCUCACUCGGGUAGUCGAAAGUACAUUGGAAGGAUUCACCAAGAGAGUGGGGGAAUUUGGUAGUGAUCUAAAAGAUGUUCUCAUUCUUUCCGUGGUGAUGCAAGCAGUACGAGCGAAUGGUACAUCCGAUCUAAAAGAGAAUUUGAUGCAUGAAGGUGCCAAGAAAGCAUUGUCAGCAUGCCGGCAAACCUUGUUACAGUCAUUUCCAAAUGGAGAAAUCAGCCUCCCAUCGGCCAAUCUCGAAGUGAACGAGGAAAAUAAGAAUAAUAUCAGGGCAACACCCACAGUAGAUGUCUCAAUGUCCAAUGUAGAUCAGACCAUCUAUACCAACCAAUCAGGAUAUAUGGAUCAACUAAACACGUUGGCGACUGAUAUGAACCAGUUACCGAGUGACAUCUUUGAAUUUACAGAUACCGGCGUAUUCAAUGGGGAUAAUGAUUGGAGUUACAAUGAUCUUUGGCAAUAA
Sclerotinia borealis F-4128 is the source of this 2397-nucleotide messenger RNA. Lineage: Eukaryota; Fungi; Ascomycota; Leotiomycetes; Helotiales; Sclerotiniaceae. The record is from the annotation of a GenBank genome assembly.